AUGAGACUACUAUCGGCAUUCGCGCUGGUGCUUGCUUUCGCCACCGUGGCGCUUGCAGAGGAAGAGGUCAAAACCGAAGAUGGUGUGUUGGUUCUGACUAAGGAUAACUUCGAUUCCGUCAUCGCCAACAACGAAUUCGUGCUCGUGGAAUUCUACGCUCCUUGGUGUGGACAUUGCAAGGCUCUGGCUCCGGAAUAUGCUAAGGCCGCUAAGGUGCUGGCGGACAAGGAAUCCCCCAUCAAGCUUGCCAAGGUUGACGCCACCGUCGAACCAGAACUGGCCGAAAAGUAUGGCAUUCGUGGAUACCCGACGCUGAAAUUCUUCCGCAGUGGAUCCCACGUCGACUACACUGGUGGACGCGAACAGGACACGAUUGUGUCGUGGUUGGAGAAGAAGACUGGUCCCGCUGCCAAGGAGCUUGAAACGGUCGAGGCUGCAGAGGAAUUCCUGAAGGAAAACAAUGUAGCUGUGGUUGGAUUCUUCAAGGAUCGCGAAUCGAAGGAAGCCAAGGCAUUCAUGUCGACGGCCGUCGCCGUUGAUGACUAUCCGUUCGGUGUGACGAGCAGCGAGGAAGUGUACGCCAAAUACGAAGCCAAGUGUGGCUCGGUGGUUCUGUUCAAGCAUUUCGAUGAAGGAAAGGCCGUGUUCGAAGGCGAAGCUACCGAGGAGGCAUUGAAGAAAUUCGUCACCGCCCAGGCACUGCCCCUGAUUGUUGACUUCAGCCACGAAACUGCCCAAAAGAUCUUUGGCGGGGAGAUCAAGAGCCAUCUGUUGUUCUUUAUCUCGAAGGAAGCCGGACACUUGAAGGAAUACGUCGAACCGGCCAAGGAAGUAGCUAAGAAGUUCCGGGAACAGAUUCUGUUCGUGACGAUCGACGCUGACCAGGAGGAUCAUACGCGCAUCCUGGAGUUCUUUGGCAUGAAGAAGGAUGAGGUUCCUUCGCUACGCAUCAUCCGCCUGGAGGAAGACAUGGCCAAGUACAAACCCGAAACGAAUGAUCUGUCCGCCGAUAAGAUCCUUGAGUUCGUGAAGUCGUUCCUGGAUGGCAAGGUGAAGCAGCAUCUGCUGUCUCAGGAUCUGCCAGAGGAUUGGGAUAAGGAGCCGGUUAAGGUGCUGGUGGCCACCAAGUUCGAUGAGGUUGUUUUCGAUAAGACCAAGGAUGUGCUGGUUGAAUUUUACGCUCCGUGGUGCGGACACUGCAAACAGCUCGUUCCGAUCUACGACAAGCUUGGAGAGAAGUACAAGGACAGCGACAGCGUAGUCAUCGCCAAGAUCGAUGCCACUGCCAACGAGCUCGAACAUACCAAGAUCUCGUCGUUCCCGACCAUCUAUCUGUACCGAAAGGGUGACAACGAGAAGGUGGAGUUCAAGGGCGAACGCACGCUGGAAGGUUUCGUUAAGUUCCUGGAUGGUGGAAAGGAUGAGCAGCCAGAGGAAGAGGAGAAGGAAGACACACCGACAAAGGACGAGCUAUAA
This is a messenger RNA of Anopheles marshallii, 1476 nucleotides long. RefSeq names its product protein disulfide-isomerase (gene Pdi). Gene Ontology annotation, molecular function: protein disulfide isomerase activity. Gene Ontology annotation, cellular component: endoplasmic reticulum. The coding region runs from base 1 to 1476 and encodes 491 amino acids. NCBI's taxonomy places the organism in Eukaryota, Metazoa, Arthropoda, Insecta, Diptera, Culicidae. Gene Ontology annotation, biological process: response to endoplasmic reticulum stress; protein folding. The transcript is spliced from 3 exons. The record is from RefSeq and is a predicted model, not a curated record.